AUGACAAAAGACGAUUCUGCAUGCUAUCGACAAUUUAUGACAAUUCAAUAUGCUAAAAUAAAUCGAUGGAAACCACCGAUUGAUCUUGCAUCUGAUAUGUUUCCAAAUGGUUCAUUUAAAGCCACUUCAUUUGGUCCAUGUUGUCCUCAAGCGAAUAGCGGAUUAUACAUUCCUAUGCAAGAUGAACAAUGUCUCUAUCUAAAUAUCUUUACACCAAUAGUCAAAUUCAAUCAAUCAUUAGUACCAGUACUCGUUUGGAUUCAUGGUGGUGGUCUACAAACUGGUUGUUCAUCUCAAAGCAUUCCAUUAUUAUAUAACGGUACAAAUAUUAUUGCAAAUUCACCUCAACAACAACCGGUUAUUAUUGUAACAAUUAAUUAUCGAUUAGGUGUCUUAGGUGAUAUGUAUUUGACUCAACUAAUUCAAGAAAAUCCAGUAGAAUGGCCAACAGCUGGCAAUUAUUAUUAUCUUGAUAUGAUAUCUGCGUUACGUUGGAUAAAUAAAAAUAUUAUUGAUUAUGGUGGUAAUCCCAAUAAUGUUUUAUUAUUUGGAGAAAGUUCAGGAGCAAAUGCUGUUGUUGAUAUUGGUGCAUUAAGAGGCUCAUCCAAUAUCUAUCAACAUGUUAUAUCACAAUCAGGUGGAGCUGGUAAUUAUCUCUAUUAUACGAAUAAGAGUAAUGCUCUUUAUGUAUCUAAUAAAAUUGUUCAACAAAUGAACUGUACAAAUGAAAAUAGUCAAAUGAUGCUUGCAUGUUUACGUAAUUGUUCUAUUGAAAAUUUAAUCACAGCUUAUGGUUUUCAUCAAACAAAGCCAAUUAUUGAUGAUUAUUUUUUUCCAUUUUAUCCACCUUUAGCAAUUCAAAAUGGAAAAUAUAAUCAAAAUCUAACUAUAAUUAUGGGUAAUAAUGAUGAUGAAUAUCCCGCAUGCUUUGGUUUUCCUGACAUGAAUUCAACAGAUGCUGUAUCAAUGUUAACUGUACCUAUAGGUGAAAAAUGGGCACCGAUAGUUGCCGAUUAUUAUCAAUUACAUAAUUGUUCAUCUAAUAGAAAUGCUAUAAAUCGCUGUUGUAAUAUAGUUCGUUUAUUAUCCAUGGAUAAAAUGUUUGAUUGUAAUGUUCGUCGUAUGUACAACAAUUUAUACUUAAAAUAUGGUCAACAAAAAAAUUUGUUUUGGUAUCAUUUCAAUUGUAAUCCAGGAAUAUGUCCUCAAUUAUCAAUGGAAGAAGGUGGUGCUGUAUGUGUUCAUACAGCAGAAAUUGCAUACGUUUUUGGAACUGUAAGUUCUUAUAGUUCGAUAAAUUUGCUUAAUUGUACAUGGGAUAAUCAAUCACAAAUAUUUUCCAAUCAAGUCAUUUCACAUUGGAUCAGCACAGCUACAACAGGAAAACCAUUGGAACAAUGGUCUUAUUAUGAUUCAUCGAUACCAAAAUAUUUUUAUAUUACACCUUAUCAAGAUUUUUCAACUAUAUUAUGGAAUGGAAGUUGUUCAAUUUUUGAUCAAAUGGAACGAGAGGGAAUAUCUUUAAUGUUUGGAAACUAUAAUCCAUUUUUAAUUCGCUGUGCAUUAAUGAGUACAGCACAAAAAUUAAAUAAAGAAUUUUCAAUUGAUGUUGAUCUUUUACCAAUUCAUAAAGCUUUAAGUUAUAUUCGUUCGUUAGCUAAACUGUUAUUAAUAUCAAAAAUUCAAUUUGAUAUGACAGUUGUGCGUCGUCGUGAGCGCAAUCUGAAUCGGUUGGUUCAAUUUGACUUUUGUAUUUCAUCAUUUAGUUAUAUUUGUAGUGAUCGUAAAGUUCAUCGAAAAAAUAGUCUAAUUUAUUGUGCUUCUUUUCGUUUAAUCGCAUCAAUACUUUAA
Molecule: messenger RNA, 1851 nt
Organism: Rotaria sp. Silwood1
Lineage: Eukaryota; Metazoa; Rotifera; Eurotatoria; Philodinida; Philodinidae
Source: the annotation of a GenBank genome assembly